UUCUCUUCACAAAUCUUGUUCAAGUACACAAAGUCUCGUCAGGUUCUCAACAUAGAAACCUUCCUUCUUUUAACUAUCUCUUUUACUACUGGGCUAUUCAACAUGAUGACCAUCCUAAACUCUGUGUUAGCUGGUUGCGCUCUGGCUUCCUUGGCAUUUGCUAAUCCCAUCAUUCCGGAGAAUGUUGCUAUGGGCGCCCGAGAAGUCGCAGCUACGAAUGGAAUGAUCUAUGUUGGCCCCAUUACCCCUGGCGGAGAGAACGUCACUUUGAAUGGAUCAGUCGAGGAGAUACAUGAGCAAAUUAUGGUUUUGAAUCCAGCCUUUAAUCCGGAUGACUUUGAAGUGGUCCGAAAAUUCAAAGCUUCGGGGCUAUCAAGACGAACCAUUAACUAUGGCUGCUGCGGCCCAAACCCUGGCUGCACACCAGCCCCAUAUGAUUCCUGGGCCACCUACUCCCAGACAACUAAAACCGAAAUCAACAAUCCAUUCGCGGGUGUCGACUACCUGUACAACCUCCCAGGCGACUGUAAUACCGGCCCAGGCGGUGUAGCACGCGUGUCUUGCAGCUACAACGACGCAAUAUUCUUCGUCAACACAGUACAAGCCACCAAGUACGCAUCUUGCCAGUAUAUUGGGCAGGUUGCUCAAAACAUUAUAGCUGGUUGUGGCCAUGAGUGGUGGGAAGGUAUUGUUCAUCAUUGGGAUGUUAAUGGAAAGGAAUGUGACGAACAAGGUUACUGCAUCAUCGUCGCUGGUAGUAAUUGUUGAUUCAUCACGGGCACAUCGUGAUCUGCACCAGGGAAGAGUUCGGAGGGAAGAGAUUGAAGUAGAAGGCAACAAGUGCGCCUAAGAAGGGACAACCUACCGUGUUGAUAAAGGUGAAGAAGGAAGGACCAAUUUUUAGGGGUUUACUUUAUUAUAUAGGUGACACUUUUUAUAUAACGUGGUUUAUCACCGAGUGGCGCAUAUUACCGUGCAACGCACUUCCCCAUCACCUCAUCACUACGAAAUAUGACUAGUCAACCAUAACACAUUAUAUUCAUUAAAACUACUCGGAU
Molecule: messenger RNA, 1058 nt
Organism: Pseudogymnoascus verrucosus
Lineage: Eukaryota; Fungi; Ascomycota; Leotiomycetes; Thelebolales; Thelebolaceae
Exons: 5
Coding region: 103-768 (221 amino acids)
Source: RefSeq, a predicted model, not a curated record